GGGGCGGAACGACGCUCCUAGCCCAGGGGGAGUGCAGCCUAAGGCUGGUUCGAAUCGAGUUUUGGGCGGCGAGUGGGGGAAGGACUGACUGUCAGAGUUGGGGGACAAACUCUCCCUCCCAAGAGGUGCAAGAGGACGGGGUUUAGGCUGGAAGAGCCUUAGAGGAGCCAUUUUCCAGGUAGAACUAGAAAAUUAUACAGAAGUUGCUCAUUGAGGACUCAAGGAAGGUGAGGAGGUUUGGAUAAGAGUUGUAGGCCUUGGGGAAAUCCUGGACAAAUGAGAAAUGAUGAAAAGAGGAUUCACUGAUGGUGAUGGGAGCCAAGCUGAAGUUCUAUGGCUAACUGAUUUGGUUCUAUGUGAACCAAUGGAGCUUUAUAACAUCUUGAAUCAGGUCACAAAACUAUCCAGAUUGACAGAACCCAACUAUCUCUGUUUAUUGGAUGUGCGUUCCAAACAGGAGUAUGAUGAAAGCCAUGUGAUUACAGCCCGUCGAGUGAAGAAGGUAGCCAAUGAAUACCUUAUCCCGGAAUCUGUGGAUCUAGAGUGUGUGAAGUACUGUGUGGUGUACGAUAGCAAUACCAGCUGCCUGAACCUAAUCCUAAAAGAUGACAGUGACAACUCUGGCAGUAGUAGAAAUGAUCAGUUUGCUGGAGGAACUGCCAUUGGAUGUGGCAAAGCCAUAGCCCACCUCACCCGCUAUCCUGUUAAGAUCCUGAGAGGAGGCUAUGAGUCCUUCUCAGCCAAGUACCACUUCUUCCGGACGCAGAAGAUCAUCUGGAUGCCACAGGAAUUGGAUGAAUUUCAGGCAUAUCCUGUUGAAAUAGUGCCAGGAAGGAUCUACCUGGGUGAUUUCAGGCAAGCCUGUGAUCCUAAAAUUCAGAAGGAUUUGAAAAUCAAAGCACAUGUCAAUGUCUCUAUGGAGACAGGACCAUUUUUUGCAGGUGAUGCUGACAAGCUUCUGCACAUCCAGAUAGAAGAUUCCCUGGAAGCCUUCAUUUCCCCCUUUCUGCGCCACCUCUGUCACUUUAUUGAUAUCCACCUUGAUCUUGGCUCUGUCAUCCUGAUAUUCUCCACCUUGGGCAUCAGUCGCAGCUGUGCGGCCAUCUUGGCCUACCUCAUGCACCGGAACGAGCAGACCUUAAAGAAGUCCUGGGAAUACGUCAAGAAGUGCAAAAACAGCGUGCGCCCAAACCAGGCUUUAGUGGCUGAGCUAUCACAAUGGGAGGCGAUUGUUCUCGGAGGCCUUGUCACAGAUACCACAGUUGCAUUCUCCUGAUCUCUGUGGCCUGAAGAACUGUGCUUGGGAGCUUCUUGUGGGUAGUGGGCUGGGAUGUGUAACCAGGUUGGUGUGGAAAAGGCCUUUGCUACCUGGA
This is a messenger RNA of Pipistrellus kuhlii (Kuhl's pipistrelle), 1373 nucleotides long. RefSeq names its product serine/threonine/tyrosine interacting like 1 (gene STYXL1). NCBI's taxonomy places the organism in Eukaryota, Metazoa, Chordata, Mammalia, Chiroptera, Vespertilionidae. Gene Ontology annotation, molecular function: protein phosphatase binding; protein tyrosine/serine/threonine phosphatase activity; protein phosphatase inhibitor activity. The record is from RefSeq and is a predicted model, not a curated record. The transcript has 11 exons. Gene Ontology annotation, cellular component: mitochondrion. Gene Ontology annotation, biological process: positive regulation of intrinsic apoptotic signaling pathway; negative regulation of cytoplasmic stress granule assembly; protein dephosphorylation. The coding region runs from base 284 to 1276 and encodes 330 amino acids.